Messenger RNA from Bipolaris maydis ATCC 48331, 528 nucleotides. RefSeq lists its product as uncharacterized. NCBI's taxonomy places the organism in Eukaryota, Fungi, Ascomycota, Dothideomycetes, Pleosporales, Pleosporaceae. The record is from RefSeq and is a predicted model, not a curated record.
AUGGACACCAUCAAACGGGUCCGCCCGACAAGCGACGACGAAGAACCAUGGAAAGGCCUAGAGUUCAAUCAACGAUUUGGCUCCGACAGAUUAUAUGACGAGCUCAAAAAAAAAUACCCCCAAUAUACAUGUCUACGGCAGAGACAGCAUGCAGCUGUAAUUGCGUUUCUGCAACAAGAACUCCAAGUCAUGGCGAAAAAGGAAGCAGCUUUAGAAGCAUCUGCUCCCAAACAAGGUGAAGAGAAUUCUAUAUCCCUUCUUCAGGGUGUAGAAAAGUCACCGCAACCAGCUAUGGGUGUCCACUACUCUGGGAGAAAAUCUGCGAACGCGAUGUUGCCCAAAGAGCCUGCUGCUGUGUCAAGCACGGAGCACGGGCUAUACGUUACUUUCAAUCUAUCAAACCAGCCUAUGGAGUUUCCCCAUAAAAGAAGGAAGAUGAAUCCCACAGAGAAAGCUUCAUACAAAAGAACUAGGGCGAAGGGGGCCUGUGAUAGUUGCAAGCGUCAAAAAGUUAAGGUGGAUAUUCUC